AUGAUGCUGCUCAAGGUGCUCAAUGUGCGCUGGCAGAGGAUGGUCGCCUGGGGGCUGGCAGUAUCGGCCAACCUCAUCAUCUGGGGUUUCGCCAUCUUCCUGGGGAUGGUUAAUUGGCAGGAUCGGCUGGUACAGAUCUGCAUUGAAGCAACCGGCAUCUGCAGCCUAUGGGUGGCUAUGAGCUUUGGCAUUGUGCGGGAUGUCACACCAUCCAUCCCUGUUCUCCGCCACAUCAUCGAAAAGCCCGCACAAGCGGCAUUUGAGCGAGGGUUGACGGGGACCCGCAGCGGAUCUGGGUUGCCUCGCGACUUCGCUUACCCCUCGUCGGCGCCAUAUGGACGACAAGCAAAGAUCUGGAGCACCGGGGGUAGCCCAACCGCAACCUCCAUCGCGUUAGAAACCUUGGGCUCAAGGGAUGGAACCCUACGGACAGACGAGGUCAAAGUCGAUAUCGAGGAGAAGGGCCACGACUCACCCCAAGAGCAACAAUCCCGUCAUAACCAUCAAGGCCAGCCACUACCUCUCAUUACCUGCACCUCGCCGGCCUCGCCCGUCACGCGAACCCGGACCUCCCGCCGCUCCAACUCGCGCAACGUUUCGGUGCCCUGA
Molecule: messenger RNA, 609 nt
Organism: Chaetomium globosum CBS 148.51
Lineage: Eukaryota; Fungi; Ascomycota; Sordariomycetes; Sordariales; Chaetomiaceae
Exons: 4
Coding region: 1-609 (202 amino acids)
Source: RefSeq, a predicted model, not a curated record